UUGCACCCUCUCUCCUCCAUUGAAGCGUACUCUGAAUUCUCCAUUGAAGCGGCUUCUGAGCUUUCUUUCCUUUAUUGAAGCGGCUUUUGAGCUUUCUCUCUUCCAUUGAAGCAGCUACUGUGAAGGUUUCGUGCGAAAUAACUUACUUAUAGGGGGCUUAACGCGGGGAAAUGAUGAUUGGUUUGGCUACUGGAAGGCGAGCAAUAUCAACGAUUCCUAGAUUAUGCCAACGAAUUAAACAAACAGAUAAUGAGAUUGUCAAAAUGUUUCUUGUAAAAAAUCCAGUGUCUGAUUCCCAAAGCACGUCACCAAGUCGAAAGAGUUAUGCUCGAGCAUUAGACGAGAGAUUUAUCAGGAUUUUGAAAGUAUUUAAGUGGGGGCCUGAUGCUGAAAAGGCUUUGGAAGUACUGAAGCUAAGGGUGGAUCAUAGAUUGGUAUGUGAAGUUCUUAAAAUAGAUGUUGAUAUAAAUGUCAAGAUUCAGUUCUUUAAGUGGGCAGGGAAAAGGAGGAAUUUUGAGCAUGACUCUACCAGUUACAUGGCUUUGAUCCAUUGUUUGUUUGAAGCUGGAUCAGCUAGUGAACUUUGGAAGACGAUCCAAGACUUUGUUCGAAGCUCAUGUCACUUUAGCCCAUCUGAAUUUUCUGAAGUUCUGAGAGUUUUAGGCCAUGCUAAAAUGCUGAACAAAGCAGUUUCAAUCUUCUAUCAGAUUAAAAGGCACAAGUGUAAACCAACGUCAAGCACUUACAACUCCCUCAUCUUGAUGUUGAUGCAAGGAGGUCAUUAUGAAAAGGUGCAUGAGCUUUAUACUGAGAUGUGUAAUGAUGACAGCUGCUUCCCUGAUACAGUAACAUAUGGUGCUUUGAUACAAGCAUUUGGAAAACUGGGCCGUGACGAUUCUGCUGUGAGGUUGUUUGAUGAGAUGAAGGUUAAUGGAUUAGUUCCCAACGCAAAGAUCUAUACAACAAUAUUGGCCAUUUAUUUCAAGCAGGCCAGGGCUGACAAGGCAUUGGAUCUGGUCAAAGACAUGAAAGAAAAGGGGUGUUCUCUAACUGUUUACACGUAUACUGAAUUGAUUAAGGGACUUGGUAAACUUGGCCGAGUGGAUGAGGCUUAUGAGACCUUUUUAAGUAUGCUAAAAGAAGGAUGCAAGCCAGAUGUUGUCUUAAUUAACAACUUAAUAAAUGUUUUAGGCCGGUCUGGUCUUUUGGCUGAGGCACUUAAGGUGUUUGAAGAUAUGGAAUCUUUGCAGUGCAUACCAAAUGUGGUCACAUAUAACACAGUAAUCAAAUGUUUAUUUGAAGCCAAUGCUCCACUAGCUCAGGCCUCUGCAUUGUUCGACAAAAUGAAGGGAGUUGGGAUUGCUCCUAGCUCUUACACUUACUCCAUUCUGAUUGAUGGAUUUUGCAAGAAGCAUAGAGUUGAGGAGGCUUUGAUGCUUCUUGAAGAAAUGGAUGAGAAGGGUUUUCCUCCUUGCCCAGCAGCAUAUUGCAGUCUGAUUAAUAGCCUUGGAAAAGCAAAACGAUAUGAUGCUGCAAAGGAGCUAUUCCAGGAGCUGAAAGAAACCUCUGGUACCUCAAGUGCUAGAGUUUAUGCCGUGAUGAUUAAACAGUAUGGUAAAAGUGGUUGUCUUGAUGAAGCAAUAGAUCUUUUCAAUGAGAUGAAGAAAGCUGGCUGCAAUCCAAAUGUUUAUGUUUAUAAUGCACUCAUGUCUGCGUUGGCGAGGGCUGGCAUGAUAAAUGAAGCACAAAGGUUGCUUCAGACUAUGGAAGAAAAUAGCUGUGCACCAGAUAUAAACUCACGAAAUAUCAUAUUAAAUGGUGUGGCUCGAACAGGUGGUCCAAAACAAGCAAUAGAAAUGUUUGAGAAGAUGAAGAAUUUACCCAUCAAACCAGAUGCUGUUUCCUACAAUACUAUGCUUAGUUGUCUUAGUCGUGCUGGUAUGUUUGAGGAGUCUGUGAAAUUGAUGAAAGAGAUGAAUAACAAUGGUUUUCAGUAUGACCAAAUAACAUAUUCAUCACUUCUUGAGGCAGUGGGAAAGAUAGAUGAUGAGCCUACACCACCAACUUUUGUACAGUAGUCAGAGCGUAUGGAAUGGAGGACUGAUUUGGUACUUGUUAGGGAUCAGAAAUGCAUACUUGAUAUCCCCAUCAGUAGUACCCCAAAGGAUGAAAUAUCCUGGGCUUUUUCGAAGGAAAGAUGAGUAUUCUGUAAAAUCAGCUUAUAUGCUAAGGAAAAGCUGUAAUUUUGAUGAUUUUCAUCACGCUUGGGUUGAAAUUUGGAGCCUUGAUGUCUCACCUAAGGUCUGGCACUUUCUUUGGAAAUUGUUUACCAACACAAUUCCUACCUGAACUAUUUAUAAGAGCUGCCACCUGAUUGAGGAUUCUUCUUGCACUUGGUGCCAGUCAGAACAAGAAAGUCCAUGGCAUGUACUGUAUGAAUGUAUUUGAGUUAGGAGUCUGUGGGAGGAGACUAAGUGCAAUAUCUUGAUGCGUGAUGGGGAGUUGGGGACUCAAAAUCCUCCUGUGAUGGGGAGGAAUAUUGACACCAAAUUAAAGUAGGGUGGUGCCAUCCUAGCAUGGUGGUUAUGGGCUGAAAGAAAUAAGAAAAUGUUUGACAGGAAAGAAACGCCAAACACCAUCUUACUUAAUCGUGUGUUCAGGUUAAAGGAAGAACAAGGUAAGUAUGCAAAACAAAUUUAUUCCAAGCCUGUGAUGAAGAAACCCUCCCAUCAGAAAACAUGGUCAGCCCCUCCUGUUGGUGUGAUUAAGCUGAACAUUGAUGCAGCCCUGAAUACUGAAGAUUGGGCCAGCCGGCCAGGUUAGGAGUGGUGGCGUGGGACAGUCAAGCAGAGGUUCUGCUUGCUGCUGUGUGCCGCAUUAAAGCCUGGUGGUCCCCUAGUAUAGCUGAAGCUAAAGCCAUAGUAAUGGCGCUCUGUCUUGGUAGAAAAUACGGACUGAAGCACAUAGUGCCAUAGUGGUGGAGUCGAAUUGUGAACUACUUGUGAGCAGAUUGAACAGAGCAGCGAUUUUUAACACGGACCUUGAUGCCAUUCUGGAGGACGUUCUUGUUUUGAGUAAUAAUUUUAAUUCUUAUCGUUUUCUCAUGUUACAAGUGAUGGGAACAGCUGCCCAUCAUCUAGCUGGAGUUAAUCCUUUUGGAGUUGAGCGUGGGAAAAUCACUCUCUCUGGAAAUUGCUUCUUUUGUACUGAUGGACAUGUUUCUCGCUAAUUCCAUAUUUUGGUUACAUAACUAUCAUCUUUUUAAGAACUUAUGAUUCAUACAGAGUAUGUAGUAUUUAUUGUAACACAUUCCUUUAGUCAUAUAC
Molecule: messenger RNA, 3326 nt
Organism: Chenopodium quinoa (quinoa)
Lineage: Eukaryota; Viridiplantae; Streptophyta; Magnoliopsida; Caryophyllales; Amaranthaceae
Product: pentatricopeptide repeat-containing protein At3g16010-like
Exons: 4
Coding region: 171-2078 (635 amino acids)
Molecular function (GO): protein binding
Source: RefSeq, a predicted model, not a curated record